CCAUCCCCCUGUUUCUUUGCCCCUUCUGUAGGAUUUCAACUUCCAUUCCUGCCCAUGGUUUCUAACAUCAGCUUUGAGCUUUCCCUUGCUAUGUGCUCAAGUGACAACCUUUAUAUAUAUCAUCAACUUCUCUCAAAACUCCUUCAAUCAACCCAGAAACAGUGAUCCUCUACUCUAAACAUCAAUCCGUCAACCCCCAUAUUCACAAUCACUCUGAUUUCUCUUUUCUUCCCAUGGAAGCUUCCACUCACCUUGGAUCCGUGCCUUCAUCCAACUCUGCUCCUGUUCCGGCUUCGGUCCGCCCUUCGGCCUGCAGUGGCACGCUCGGCAGGCACCUGGCUCGGCGGCUGGUUGAGAUCGGCGUCAGUGACGUCUUUUCUGUUCCGGGCGACUUCAAUUUGACCCUUCUAGACCACUUGAUCGCCGAGCCUGAGCUCAGCUUGAUCGGCUGUUGUAACGAGCUCAACGCCGGCUACGCAGCAGAUGGCUACGCGCGCUUCAAGGGCGUUGGCGCGUGUGUUGUCACUUUCACCGUCGGUGGUCUCAGCGUCCUGAACGCCAUCGCCGGAGCUUACAGUGAGAAUUUGCCUGUGAUCUGCAUAGUCGGUGGCCCAAAUUCAAAUGAUUACGGAACGAAUCGGGUUCUUCAUCACACAAUCGGGUUGCCCGAUUUUAGCCAGGAGCUUCGUUGCUUUCAGACAAUCACCUGCUUUCAGGCUGUGGUGAAUAACUUGGAUGAUGCACAUGAGCUCAUUGAUACGGCGAUUUCUACCGCUUUAAAAGAAAGCAAGCCUGUUUAUAUCAGUAUAAGUUGUAAUCUACCUGGAAUUCCUCAUCCAACUUUCGGGAGAGACCCUGUUCCGUUCUACAUUGCCCCAAAAGUGAGCAAUCAGUUAGGACUAGAAGCAGCAGUGGAAGCAACAGCUAAAUUUUUGAACAGUGCUGUGAAGCCAGUGAUUGUAGGAGGGCCGAAACUUCGUGUAGCGAAGGCGCAAAAGGCGUUUAUGGAGUUUGCAGAAGCCACUGGGUAUCCAGUAGCGGUGAUGCCAUCAGCGAAGGGUCUUGUGCCAGAGCAUCAUCCUCACUUCAUUGGAACAUAUUGGGGAGCUGUCAGUACUAGCUUUUGUGGUGAGAUUGUGGAAUCUGCUGAUGCAUACGUUUUUGUUGGUCCCAUCUUCAAUGACUACAGCUCUGUGGGAUAUUCUUUGCUGAUAAAGAAGGAGAAAGCAGUUGUAGUGCAGCCGAAUCGGAUAACCAUUGGCAAUGGUCCUUCUCUUGGAUGGGUUUUCAUGGCUGAUUUCUUAUCUGCGUUGUCCAAGAAGCUCAAGAAAAACAGCACUGCCUUGGAGAAUUAUAGGCGUAUUUAUGUGCCUCCUGGCGUACCUUUGAAGAAGCAGAACGAUGAACCUCUUAGAGUUAAUGUUCUAUUCAAGCACAUUCAGAACAUGCUAAGUGGAGAGACCGCUGUCAUAGCUGAAACUGGAGACUCUUGGUUCAACUGUCAGAAGCUUCGUCUCCCUGACAAUUGUGGUUAUGAAUUCCAGAUGCAGUACGGAUCUAUCGGCUGGUCAGUUGGUGCUACACUUGGAUAUGCACAGGCUGCGAAGUCCAAGCGUGUAAUUGCUUGCAUUGGGGAUGGUAGUUUUCAGGUGACAGCACAGGAUAUUUCAACGAUGAUCCGCUGCAGACAAAAAAGCAUCAUAUUCCUCAUUAACAAUGGAGGUUAUACCAUUGAAGUUGAGAUUCAUGAUGGCCCAUAUAAUGUGAUCAAGAACUGGGACUACACUGGCUUUGUGAAUGCCAUCCAUAAUUCAGAAGGCAAAUGCUGGACGGCAAAGGUGCGCACAGAAGAGGACCUGAUCGAAGCAAUUUCUGCAGCUACUGGGCCUCAGAAAGAUUCACUGUGUUUCAUAGAAGUGUUUGCACACAAAGAUGACACCAGCAAAGAGUUGCUGGAAUGGGGUUCUCGUGUGGCUGCUGCAAACAGUCGUCCUCCGAAUCCUCAAUAGGAAGUUCAGCUUAGAACACUCCUAAUGCUGUAACAUUGUCAUUUUGAUGGACUUAUUCAGCAAAAAAAAAAAAAAAGGAUGUACAAUAAUUGGGAAAUAAAAGUGUUCUUGGUGUUUCACAAGGACUUUUGUCUUUUCAACCUUGAACCGUAUCCUAAAUCUAGCAUGUGUGGGUGCUCAAUUGGAGCUCCUCCGAAGGUUGAAACUUGCUCAAAGAUAUACUCUCUUCAUUUGAGUCUUCUAUCUUCAUUCUUCAGCACAGAGAAACCACGAAUCAUUUCUUCCUGC
Molecule: messenger RNA, 2297 nt
Organism: Neltuma alba
Lineage: Eukaryota; Viridiplantae; Streptophyta; Magnoliopsida; Fabales; Fabaceae
Product: pyruvate decarboxylase 1-like
Exons: 7
Coding region: 234-2009 (591 amino acids)
Cellular component (GO): cytosol
Molecular function (GO): magnesium ion binding; thiamine pyrophosphate binding; pyruvate decarboxylase activity
Source: RefSeq, a predicted model, not a curated record